Molecule: messenger RNA, 2084 nt
Organism: Copidosoma floridanum
Lineage: Eukaryota; Metazoa; Arthropoda; Insecta; Hymenoptera; Encyrtidae
Gene: sm
Product: heterogeneous nuclear ribonucleoprotein L
Biological process (GO): mRNA processing
Cellular component (GO): nucleus
Molecular function (GO): RNA binding
Source: RefSeq, a predicted model, not a curated record
UCUGCAAGACUCCUCGACCGCGAUAAUAGCAGUGCUGAUCGGACUCUAGCUGUGGAAGCACACGACGCGAGAAACGGACAUAUCGGACAGACUCCGUUUCUGUCUUUUGCCAAAACUCGUUUUCGUUCGGUUUAUCCCGCAGAAUUGCUCGUGCUCGUGUGGCGUUGGCAAAAAGCUCGCGCGGACAAAACAAAAGACAACAACACAUGAACGCAGAGAGACAGAGAGAUAGCGAAAUUAACGAGCGAAGCUUCGGCAGUACUUAAAUAGUAUAGUUAAAGGCACCUGCGACUCCUGCGAGAGCGAUCGCGCCUGCACAAGAAAUUAAUUGCACCGGAGACUGGAAUUACUAUACAAUUAUUAAUUGUACCUAGUGUCGUCGUGUGCGCGUCGUGUGCCAUUGCCAUCAUCAUUACUGGCACCAUUGUACCAGGCUUCAGAUACAAAACACGACAGUGAAGCUCAAGCCGAACCAGAGCAGUCCUCCCUCCCCUCCUGCAAAGCCCGGACGUAGCUGUUUACUACAGCAGCCGUAGGAGUAGCUGGAGCAGUAAGACCCAGGCAAAGAAAGAUCAAGAGAUGGCAUUCAACGGGGACGGACCACACUCGAAACGCCAGCGGCUCGAGGAGACCAGUCACAGGAACCACGAGUACAGCGGAUACGGCGAGGAGCCCCGGCGUAAAAGGGAAGACAACAACAAGCCAAACCACGUGCUACUGUUUACCGUCAUAAAUCCAGUGUACCCGAUCACUGUGGAAGUCUUGCACGCCAUCAGUCACCCGAGCGGACAGGUGCAGCGCAUCGUCAUCUUCAAAAAGAAUGGCGUCCAGGCCAUGGUUGAAUAUCCUUUUUCAUGCAACAUUUCCCAUUUCUAUUGUCUAUUUUUUGUGUUGCAGCCGACGAAAUUGAACGUUUACAAAAAUGAUUCGGAGAGCUGGGACUACACCACGCCUGCGAUCGGAGUGAGCGCGCACAAGAACGACUCGACCAGCGGCAGGCCGGCACCCCUGCUCGCCGAGCCGCGCUACGGUGCUGCGCCCCAGCCGUACGGUAAGUCAGGUGGAGUGCAGUUCGGAGCGGGAGCGGGUGCCCAUGACAGAUACGAGGAGGGCUUUAACGGGCCAGCGGCGUACGCCGAGCCCUACGUCGAGCGGUACGGGAUCAAAUCGGCAGCUGAGUUUGCGGGAAGGGAGGCCCUGCACCCGACCCCCGCCGGCCGGCCCGGCUACGUGCCCGCUCUCGGCCAGAGUCCAGCCACGAGCAGCCAAGGCUCGGUCAUGAUGGUCUACGGCCUCCAGCCGGACAAGCUCAACUGCGACAAGCUCUUCAACCUGUUCUGCCUCUACGGCAACGUCAGCAAGGUCAAGUUCCUCAAGACCAAGGAGGGCUGCGCCAUGAUACAGAUGGGCGACAGCAUAGCCGUCGAAAGGUGCCUCCAGAACCUCAACAACGUCACCAUCGGCAACGAAGCCAAGCUCCAGCUCGGCUUCUCCAAACAGGCGUUCCUCUCGGACGUCACGAAUCCGUACCUCUUGCCAGACAAGACGCCCAGCUUCAAGGACUUUACCGGCAGCAAAAACAACAGGUUUUUGAAUCCAGCGAUGGCCAACAAGAACCGAAUACAGCCACCCUCGAAGAUCGUGCACUUCUUCAACACGCCGCCAGAUCUAUCCGAGGACACGGUCAACCACGUGUUCGUCGAGCAGGGCGUCGAAACACCCUCGACCGUCAAGCUCUUCCCGCUCAAGUCGGAGCGCUCGUCGUCCGGUUUGAUCGAGUUUGGCAGCGUGGGCGCGGCCGUAGCUGCCAUUAUGGAGUGCAAUCACACCGCCAUCGAGAACAGCAACGGCAAGUUCCCGUACAUAAUGAAGUUGUGCUUCUCGUCGUCGCGCACCAUACCGACCAACUUCCCACCCGGCAGCGGAGGUAGCUCGUCCGCCGGCACGCUGUCCAACAACGGCCACGUCAAAAUGCAGCAGGACUCGGAAUAGAACGGCGAGGCCCAGGGCCAGCAGCGUCAGCAGCGCCAGCAGCCGCCACCCCCAUCACCCCAGCAGCGGCAGCAGCAGCUCCAACAACAACA